Molecule: messenger RNA, 966 nt
Organism: Lycium ferocissimum
Lineage: Eukaryota; Viridiplantae; Streptophyta; Magnoliopsida; Solanales; Solanaceae
Product: serine/threonine-protein phosphatase BSL1-like
Exons: 5
Coding region: 433-966 (177 amino acids)
Molecular function (GO): protein binding
Source: RefSeq, a predicted model, not a curated record
GUUUGACUAAUCUCUCUUCUUCGGACAUCAUUUCCCAAAUUAACAACACAAAGAUGAAAGAUAAACUCUCUCUUUGUUCUCUGCCCCUGUUAAAAACUUUGUAGUUCAUCAUCUUCAUCGAUUUAAUUUUUCUGCCAUUCCUUCACUUUUAUCAACAAAAAAUUAUUUUAAAAAAAAUUAACAGUAUGCCCCUUCCCGUGCCUAACUUUGGAAAGUGAGUAAAAGCCAGCUGCUACUGCUGCUACCCUGUAUUACUACUACUUUUAGUAAUUUCCCUUUUUGUGGCCUAUUUCAAGAUUCAUACACACAAAGCCUAAAAGCUUGGAUCCAAAUAUCCAGCUUUAUGUUCUGUCAUACACAGUCUUUUUUUGGUCUGCAAAUAAUAACAAGUUUGUUGUAGAGUUGAAAAAAGUUGUAGUAAUUUAGUUGGUGAUGGGUUCGAAGCCGUGGCUACAUCCGGCUCCAACCUAUCGUAUAUUAGAGACGUUUUGGGAUACAGAUGAAGAUGCCCCAGGUCCACGUUGUGGUCAUACGCUUACUGCUAUAGCUGCUACCAAGACUCAUGGUCCAAGACUCAUACUCUUUGGUGGUGCCACUGCUAUUGAGGGUGGCAGUGGUGCUGCCCCUGGCAUAAGGCUGGCUGGUGUAACCAAUUGUAUUCAUUCAUAUGAUGUUCUUACCAGAAAAUGGACCAGACUUAGACCUGCUGGUGAGCCACCUUCACCAAGAGCUGCACAUGCUGCUGCUGCUGUUGGAACAAUGGUUGUAUUUCAGGGUGGGAUAGGACCAGCAGGGCAUUCAACUGAUGAUCUUUAUGUGCUUGAUUUGACAAAUGACAAAUUCAAGUGGCACAGAGUUGUUGUUCAAGGUCAAGGUCCUGGACCGCGGUAUGGCCAUGUAAUGGACUUGGUUGCACAAAGAUAUCUGGUAUCCGUCAGUGGCAAUGAUGGUGAGCACAAUAUUUAG